AUGAGAUCUAACCUGAACUUUCCCGCUCUUGUAUCUAUCUCCCGCUGCCUGCAAAGUUGCCAAUCAGUUGAAAAGAUAAGGUUGGUUGGAAACAGACCCCUUGAAAAAGAGUUCCAAGCAUCUUUGCAUAGGCCUAUAGAAACAAUCAUUCAGGAGUCACUUCCUAGGUCCGUUGAAGUUAACCCUUUCGAUUAUAGACAGAGAAAAGACGAGAUGUUUCUUCGGGACAAUUUAGGUCGGCCUAAUGAUGUGAUGCCGCUUCCACGUGAUGCUUUGCAUCAUAGGCAUAUCGAGGUGAAUCUUCAGGGUACUUUACGCAGGCAUGUUGAGGCAGACCGGCAAGAUUCUUUACGCAUGCAUGCUGAGGCAGACCGACAGGAUGCUUUACGCAGACAUAUGGAGGCAGACCGGCAAGAUGCUUUACGCAGGCAUAUUGAUGUGGAUCCUCGAGAAACGUUAUACAGGCCUUCUGAUGUUGUCAGGGGAGAUGUUUCUCGACAGUAUAGAGAGAGGGAUGAUUCUCAUGAAUUCUUGCAUAGACCUUUCGAGAUGGUUCAACGUCGUGAGAAUAUGGGGAUGGCUUUUGAGUCAUUUCCACGUGAUGGUUUUGGAAGGCCUACUGACACAAUCCCACAAGAAACUCUUAGUCGGCCAAGUGCUGAUUUUCUUGUACAGCGUUAUUCAACUCUCGAUACACAUCCUCACAGCAUAAAUACGUCUGCUCCAAUGACUAACGCUGCCACCAGUAAGCCACAUCUAUCAGAAGUGGAUGUUGUGAACCAAGAUGUGGUUUUUAAGAUACUUUGUUCCAUUGAAAAUGCUGGCGGAGUUAUCGGGACUGGGGGUAAAGUUAUCAGGAUGCUUCAUAGUGAAACAGGUGCCUUCAUAAAUGUGGGAAAUACACUUGCUGACUGCGAAGAACGUUUGAUUGCAGUAACUGCACCAGAGAACCCUGAAUGUCAAACCUCGCCAGCCCAGAAAGCUAUUAUCCUUGUUUUUUCAAGAUUAUUUGAGCUUGCCACUAAAAAAAUCAUAGACAAUGGCCCAAUGACAUCUAUCACUGCACGACUUGUUGUCCCAACAAGUCAGAUUGGUUGUUUGCUGGGAAAAGGUGGUGUUGUUGUUUCGGAAAUGCGGAAAAUGACUGGGGCAACAAUUCAAAUUUUGAAAGUUGAGCAGAACCCAAAAUGUGUUUCAGAGAAUGAUCAAGUUGUGCAGAUUGCAGGAGAGUUCCCUAAUGUGAGAGAAGCCAUUUUCCAUAUUACGAGCAGGCUGCGAGACAGUUUUCUCUCGAACUCAAUGAAAAAUUCGGUAACCAAGAGCAGUCCCACCUUAACUACAGAGAGAAUCUACCAUUAUGUGAUUGCAUAUUACAUAUUCUAUAUGCAGUUCCUUAUAUAUGCCCUUGCAAUACCAAUUUACGAAUGUUCCUUUUAA
This is a messenger RNA of Camelina sativa (false flax), 1437 nucleotides long. The record is from RefSeq and is a predicted model, not a curated record. Lineage: Eukaryota; Viridiplantae; Streptophyta; Magnoliopsida; Brassicales; Brassicaceae.